Phaeoacremonium minimum UCRPA7 is the source of this 1509-nucleotide messenger RNA. Its product is annotated as putative mannitol 2-dehydrogenase protein. The transcript has a single exon. Gene Ontology annotation, biological process: mannitol metabolic process. The record is from RefSeq and is a predicted model, not a curated record. Gene Ontology annotation, molecular function: mannitol dehydrogenase activity. Lineage: Eukaryota; Fungi; Ascomycota; Sordariomycetes; Togniniales; Togniniaceae. Bases 1 to 1509 code for a protein of 502 amino acids.
AUGGCACCCCUCAAGCUCAACAGCGAAAACCUCCUGCAGAUUUCUGCGGCGGGCGAGGCAAAAAUAACCGUCCCAACCUACCAGCGUGGUGAUGCUGUCAAAGAGGGUAUCGUCCAUGUUGGCGUUGGCGGUUUCCACCGAGCUCACCUGGCUGUCUAUGUCCACAAAUUGAUGCAGGAUCAUGGUGUUACAGACUACGCCAUCUGCGGUGUUGGAUUGCAGCCCUUCGACGCUGCCAUGCGCGAUGCCUUGGGAUCACAGGAUCAUCUUUACACAGUUGUUGAGCGUUCCGCCAAGGGAAGCGUUGCCAAGGUCGUCGGCAGCAUCAACUCUUACCUCUUCGCCCCCGAUGACCGGGAGGCUGUCGUGGCCAAGAUGGCACACCCAGAUACGCACAUUGUGUCGCUUACUAUCACCGAGAGUGGCUACUACUACGACGAGCACACGCACGAGCUUCAAAGUGAUCAUCCCGACAUUCAGUUCGAUCUUGAUCCGGCCAAUGAGAAGACACCGCACACCACUUUCGGCUUCCUCUACGCUGCCCUAGCUAGGCGAUAUCAGCAAGGACUCAAGCCCUUCACCGUCAUGUCCUGCGACAACAUGCACAACAAUGGCUCAAUCACACGUUCCAUGCUCGAAUCGUUCGCACGCCUGCGUAACCCCGAAGUUGCCAAGUGGAUUGCCGAACAAGUCGCCUUCCCCAACGCCAUGGUCGAUCGGAUCACACCCCAGACAACAGCUGCUGACAAAACGGCACUCGUAAAAGACUUUGCCAUCGAGGAUGCGUGGCCAGUCGUCACAGAGCCCUUUAUGCAAUGGGUCAUCGAGGAUCAUUUCUCCGACGGCCGCCCACCAUUCGAAAAGGUUGGUGUUCAGGUAGUCAAAGACCUCCACGCUGUUGAGCAAUUCGAGAAACACAAGCUGCGCUUGCUCAAUGGCAGCCAUUCUGCCCUGGGCUACCCAGGUCAGCUGGCUGGCUUCAAAUAUGUCCAUGAGGUCAUAGGGAACCCACUGUUCCAUAAGUUUGUAUGGCAGAUGAUGCAGGAGGAGGUCAAGCCACUCUUACCUGAGAUUCCUGGUGUGGACAUUGAUGAGUAUUGCAAAACGCUCAUUGAGCGAUUCUCCAACCCAACAAUCAUGGACCAGUUGCCCCGCAUCUGUCUGAAUGCCUCUGGCAAGAUCCCAAAGUUCAUCAUGCCGUCCAUUGCUGAAGCAAUCUGGGUCACCGGCCCAUUCCGGCGCCUGUGCUUCGUCGCUGCCGCUUGGUUCCAUUAUAUCAACGGCGUUGAUGACAGCGGCAACACCUUUGAGGUUGAUGAUCCUAUGCGCGAGGAGCUCCAAGCUAAGGCUCGUGCAGGCGGCACCAACCCUGCUGAGCUGCUUAGCAUCCCGAAUCUGUUUGGUGAUGACUUGCGCAGCGACAAGCGUUUCCUUCAGGAGAUUACGACAGCUAUGGAAGAUAUUGCCCGGGAUGGCAUCAUGAAAACGCUUCCCAAGUACAUUGACUGA